Cynocephalus volans (Philippine flying lemur) is the source of this 3035-nucleotide messenger RNA. RefSeq names its product zinc finger protein ZFP2-like. The record is from RefSeq and is a predicted model, not a curated record. Gene Ontology annotation, biological process: negative regulation of transcription by RNA polymerase II. Gene Ontology annotation, molecular function: DNA-binding transcription repressor activity, RNA polymerase II-specific. The transcript has 4 exons. NCBI's taxonomy places the organism in Eukaryota, Metazoa, Chordata, Mammalia, Dermoptera, Cynocephalidae. Bases 166 to 2652 code for a protein of 828 amino acids.
UUUGUCUGGAAAUUAGGGAAGCUUCCGCUGUCCUCACACUGCUCCUCAAAUCCUGGGGUUGGAUUCUGAGUCCCUGAAGCUAAUAGAGAGUUUUCAGAAGGAGAAUGUAGAACCAAGCCACAACAGUUCUCUCUUUAGUCCGUUCCAUUCUCUUUUCUCCCAGCUAUGCUGCCAGAGUGUGCUAUGGGUUUACAAGAGCAACAAAAGAUUAAGAAAUCUCUGGACUUGGUAUCAUUUGAGGAUGUGGCUGUGGACUUCACCUGGGAGGAGUGGCAGGACCUGAAUGAUGCUCAGAGAACUUUAUAUAGAGAUGUGAUGCUGGAGACCUACAGCAACCUGGUGUCACUGAAUGUCCAGAUAGAUGAUGACCUCAUGGAGAGGAACCAUGAAAGUCAUAGUAGAUGCUUGCAGCCAGUUGUAGUCACCAACAGCAACACAUCAGCUGAGGAGAGAGUUGUGUUAGGAAAAUCAUUUUAUUUGAAUUCAUAUCAUGUUUUAAAUCAGAUUAUACAUAAUGGAAAGUAUUCAGGAAAGGGAAAUGAUUUUUACAUAUGUGAGAAUGCACUUCUUCCUAGAGAGCCUGAUGAGAUGCCUGCUGGAGAGAAAUCUGAUGAUGAUCAUAUAACUAGAAAAUUGCCCAGACAUCAUGAGCUUCUUAGUCAGCAUCCCAAUAUUCAAACUGGGAAGCAGAUUUUAGAAUACAGUGGAAAAGGGAAAUCCUCCAUCACAGAGCCAAUAAUAUGUACACAUAAAAAGAUUCAUAUGGAUGAGACCACCUAUAAGUAUAAUGAGUAUGGGAAAGGUAAGUCAGCUGUCAUUUUCCAAGAAAUAAAUCAGGUAGAAAGGAAAACUCUUCAAUGUGUUAUAUGUGGGAAAAUGUUCUGUAAGAAGGCUGAACUCACUAAACAUCAGAUUACACACACAGGAGAGAAACACUGUAAAUAUACUGAAUGUGAGAAAUCUUUUGCUAAGAAAUUAUACCUUACCUCACACCAGAGAACAGCUAUGCAGGAGAAGCUUUAUGGUUGUAAUGAACAUGAGAAAAAUUUUUGUCAGAACUCAGACCUUACAGUGCAUCAGGGAACUCACACAGGAGAAAUGUAUUCUGGAAGUAUUAGCUGUGGAAAAAGCUUCUGUGAGAAUUCACUCCUCAGCCAUUCUGAGAGAAUUCACCCAGGUGAGAAACCAUAUGAAUGUAGAGAAUGUACAAAAUUUUUCUACCAUGUGUCAGCCCUCACUGUAUAUCAGAGAGUUCACACAAGUGAGAAACCACAUAAAGAAUAUAAAAAAACAUUUUAUAGUAAUAAAUGUAAAACCUUUCUCCAGAAGUCACACUGCAACAGUCAUCAGAGAACUCACACUGGUGAGAAACCAUGUGAAUGUAAGGAAUGUGGAAAAACUUUUAACGAAAUGUCAAGCCUCAGCAUUCAUCCCAGAACUCACACAGGUGAGAAACCAUAUGAAUGUAAAGAAAGCAGAAAAUCUUUUAACCUAAAGUCAGAUUUCAGCAGGCAUGAGAGAAUUCAAACACUUGAGAAACCAUAUGAAUGUAGAGAAUGUGGAAAAGCUUUUAACCAAAAGUUUUACUUAAGCAUUCAUCAGAGAACUCACACAGGUGAGAAACCAUAUGAAUGCAGAGAAUGUGGAAAAGCUUUUAGCCAAAAGUCAAGCCUCACCAUUCAUCAGAGAACUCACACAGGUGAGAAACCAUAUGAAUGUGAAGAUUGUGGAAAAGCUUUUACCCACAAGUCAUCCUUCAGCAUUCAUCAGAGAAUUCAUACAGGUGAGAAACCAUAUGAAUGUAGAGAAUGUGGAAAAGCUUUUAACCAAAAGUUUCACUUAAGCAUUCAUCAGAGAACUCACACAGGUGAGAAACCAUAUGAAUGCAAAGAAUGCGGAAACACUUUUAACCAGAAGUCACACCUGAGGAGGCAUCAGAAAAUUCAUACAAGUGAAAUACCAGAUGGAUGUGAUGAACAUACGAAAUUUUUCUACCAUGAGUCAGCCCUUGUAUAUCAGACAGUUCACACAAGUGAGAAAUCACAUAAAGAAUAUAAAAAAAAUUUUUACAGUAAUAAAUGUGAUAAAACCUUUCUCCAAAAGUCACACUGUAGCAGUCAUCAGAGAAUUCACACAGGUGAGAAACCAUGUGAAUUUAAGGAAUGUGGAAAAACUUUUAACCAAAAGUCAAGCCUCACCAUUCAUCAGAGAACUCACACAGGUGAGAAACCAUAUGAAUGUAAAUACUGCGGAAAAGCUUUUACCCACAAGUCAGGCAUCAGGAAGCAUGAGAGAAUUCACACAGGUGAGAAACCAUAUGAAUGUAAAGAAUGUGGAAAAGCUUUUAGCCAAAAGUCUAACCUCAGCAUUCAUCAGAGAACUCACACAGGUGAGAAACCAUAUGAAUGCGAAGAAUGUGGAAAAGCUUUUACCCACAAGACAGGCCUCAGCAGGCAUGAGAUAAUUCAUACAGGUGAGAAACCAUAUGAAUGUAAAGACUGUGGAAAAGCCUUUACCCACAAGUCAUCCUUCAGUAGGCAUCAGAAAAUUCAUACAUUUGAGAAACCACAUGAAUGUAAAGACUGGACAAGCUUUUACCCUCAUGUCAGACAUCAGGAAACAGAGAAUUCACACAGGUCAGAAACCAUAUGAAUGGAAAGAAUGUGGGAAAGCUUAACCAAAAGUCACACCUCAGCAGCCAUCAAAGAAUUUGCAUAGGUGGGAAACCAUGUGAAUGUAAGGAAUGUGGGAAAAAAGUUUACUGGAACUCACUAUAAUAGACAUGAACAAAUUCACACAUGGGAAAAUCCCAAUUCAUGUAAUGGCCAUGGAAGAAGGUUUUGCCAUAAAUCACAACACGUUUCAUCAGAGAACUCACACCAAGAAGAUGCCCUAUAAAUGCACAACUGUCCCUUGGUAUUGGAGGGUGGUUCCAGGAGCCUCUUGAUGAAAACAUUUGCAAAUGAUGAUGCCCCUUCUAUAAAUGGUGUACUGCUUCAAUAUUAUCUGUGAACUUUUUUCCAUGUCCUUUACAU